GGAUCUAGACUGUUCCGGACUCCUGGGUAAACCUGUGUGAGUAGUCCAGAGUAGAGGAAGCCACAGCCCAUGUUUGGAAAUGUCCCUGGGGCGCAGCUGCAGCCGGAGCAGCUCCAGUCUGACGGACAAGUGGUGAGCGCACAGGGGUUUCUCUCGGGGACGGAUCGUAGCAAUAAUAACAAUAAUUAUAAUCUUUAAGAAAAAAAAAAAAUCUCUCCUCAUCAUGGCUCAAGCGAAAAUACAGACGAAAAUGAACGAAGCUUGCGGCAAGUUCAGCAGAACCCUGUCCAUGGCAGACCGGUCUGGGAGACUCCUGGAAAGUUUGGAUCAGCUGGAACUGAGGGUGGAGGCAUUACGAGAAGCGGCAUCGGCCAUGGAGCAGGAAAGGGAGUGCAUCCUGGAAAUGAUUCAGUCCAUUCAAGGCAGUCAAGAAAUGCAUAACAUCUGUGCUGGAGAAAAAGAAGAGCUAACUUUAACUGCAAACCGCUUAAUGGGCCGAACUCUAUCUGUGGAGAUCUCCAUCGGCACCAUCAGAAGCUCCCAGCAGGAGGAGGCGCUGAAGAAGGCCACAUCUAUCAUAGACGAAAUAGUUAAGAAGUUACUAGACGACAUGGAGGGCAGUCGACAGCGGCUGCUGGCUUUACACGCUGCUUGUGUAACAGAAGCGCCGCCGGUCCCCAUAGACCAGAAGUUUCAGGCCGUGGUGAUCAGCUGUGCACUGGAGGACCAGAAGAGGAUCAAACGGAGGCUGGAGACUUUAUUGAGGAAUGUGGAAAAUGCUGAAAAGAACAUCAAGAUUAUGGAUCACCAAAAACUGGAGGAUCCAAAAGCCAAUGGCGGUUAUUAAGAUACAGAAUGUAAAAUGUGUUUUUAACGCCACUAACCUCACAAGAACUAUUGUAACCCUGUACUAAUUUAACAUGUAGCAGCCUUUGUGGAAAAAAUGACGGUAAUAUUCUACCUUAGGGCCAAAAAGCUAGUGCAUCUCCUAAACACUUGUACUUCCACAAAUAUUCAAUGACCUCACCAGGGAAACCAUAUGAAA
This is a messenger RNA of Sphaeramia orbicularis (orbiculate cardinalfish), 1045 nucleotides long. RefSeq names its product BCL2 associated athanogene 2 (gene bag2). The record is from RefSeq and is a predicted model, not a curated record. The transcript has 3 exons. Gene Ontology annotation, biological process: protein stabilization. Gene Ontology annotation, molecular function: adenyl-nucleotide exchange factor activity; protein-folding chaperone binding. Lineage: Eukaryota; Metazoa; Chordata; Actinopteri; Kurtiformes; Apogonidae. Bases 224 to 847 code for a protein of 207 amino acids.